AUGGCCACAGGAAAAGCUACACUUGAGAUUUUUGACACCAUAUCAGAUAUCCAUGCAGCUGCUUUCAUGUGAUGAACAGGGGACUCAGAGCUGAUAUCUGAACAGGAUCUGAAAGCUGCAGCCAUGUCACAGAGCUGCUGUUGUGAUACCAAAUAUUAACAGUACAGACAGAGCGUAAAUAACUUCUUUUUUUCUUCUUCAGAGAAUCAGCUUGUACUGACACGGGUGUUUUGGGUGUGGUGAAGACUAUCCUACAAAGUGCAGCAGCAGGUUUUGCUUUUGGAGAAGCUGCAUUAUUUGCAGUUGGGCCCACACUGACUGAAGAUGGCGUCCUGCUGACUGCUGCGACACUGGCGGCUGGACGAGCCGGUUCCACGGGUGUCGGGGUGGUGACGGCAUGCCUCGUGUUCACUUCAGUGCUCAUUUCUCUGGGAAGUGGUUUCCUCCUCGCUGCCAUGGUGAUGAAGCUCUGGACCAAAGUUGGUGUGAGGUUGCCGUGGUUAGUGGAGCCCACAAUAGGAGCCUCCGUUGUGGUGGGUGCUGUCACUACUGGAGUGUUAGUGGGCAUCCUUCCACUAUGGAUCUACAUUGCUGCCCAAGGCAUUCUGGUCCUUGUAGUCUACUCAUACUCCAAUAUUAACGACAUGACCACAGCUCUGUUAAUCAUCUUCACCACUCUGUACCUCAGUGUCAUAUAUGGACGAAUGGGUGCCAUAGUUGGACUCUUCGUCAUGGGAUUGACCAUCUCUGUGCUUUGUGCCCUUCGAAAGGCUCUGACAGAGAGAAUGACACAAAGACCAAAAUCUAGAACCGGGUGCAAACUUUUGGAGAGGAUAUUCUUCUACUCUGUUUUUGUGGGGAUACUGGGAUUUUCAGUAGGUUUAGGGGCAGCUCAAGCAGGAGAGGGGUCUGAAGCUGAGGUGGUUUUGAUGCUGCAGUCUGUCCUCUGGGUGUCGUUUCUAUCUGCAGGUCUGCUAGGAGCUGGCCUGGGAACAGUGGCCACGGUCGGGCUGGGGCAAGAGGUGGCUGGAAAGGUCGCUGUAGGAGCUGCUAUAAUAUCAUCAGUGGCCCUGAGAGCCGUUCUGCAGUCGAGCUCUUCUCUAGGGACCCGAAGCAGCACGGGGGGAACGUUAGGAGCAGCUACAGCUGCAGGGGUGUCACUCGGCGCUGCAAGCGUUGCAGCAAAACAGGCGUUCGGGUCUAGAAAUGCAGCUCUAACAGUUUUAGGUUCAGUUGUUGUUGGUGUAAUUCUGGCAAUGCAAGGUGUAGCACUGACAGCAACUCUGCUGACAACAUCAGAACUUAUAACAAUUACCCUUGUUGCAGUGGGGGCAUUUGUUCUGGGUGCGCCAAAGAGCCCGUUCCACACUCAGGUGAAUCUACAAAGGGGCCUUCUCACGGGGCCCGAGCUAAUUCAAGGCAUCGGCAUGGAGACGGUCACCGCAGCAGCAGCACCUAUUGGAGCCGGGGCACUUGGGGCCGCAGCGCUGGGUACCGCAGCUCUGGGGAGGCUGGGGACUGUGGGAGUUCUGGUGGCUAUAUUGUUGGCUUUGGGGGGUACUCUUAGCGGCAUGAUAGGAAAAUUACCACCAACAACAAGCGCACACAGAGACUGAUUGACCCCUGAGUUUAGAGCUGUCUCCUGCUGGACACCAGCGUGUCUGAACACAAGACAAAACAAUAAAGAAGAGAGACAAUUUGUGUGCAUCUGCAUAUGUGUGUAUGUGAGUAGAUAGAUGUGUUUGCCUUAUUGCAAGUCUACACUGACAUAAUGCCAUUUAAAUUUGAGCUUAAAUUUAGCCUACCAUGCCCUUUUUCACAUCUACUGAUUUUUUUUUUAUAUAUACAUACAUACAUAAAAAGCACAUUUGAACAAACAUGACAGUCGUGUCUUAAACAUGUAUUAUUGUGACUACCAGUGUUGCAUAAAAUGGAUGAUAAAUGUUAA
Molecule: messenger RNA, 1948 nt
Organism: Siniperca chuatsi (mandarin fish)
Lineage: Eukaryota; Metazoa; Chordata; Actinopteri; Centrarchiformes; Sinipercidae
Exons: 2
Coding region: 456-1616 (386 amino acids)
Source: RefSeq, a predicted model, not a curated record